Thelazia callipaeda (thelaziosis nematode) is the source of this 617-nucleotide messenger RNA. The record is from the annotation of a GenBank genome assembly. Lineage: Eukaryota; Metazoa; Nematoda; Chromadorea; Rhabditida; Thelaziidae.
AUGGCACUAACUCUAAAUAUCUCCUUGUCUAAUAAACCACAAAAAUUAUCACUACCUAAUCAGUGGACUCUUCCGAUCACCAUUUUGGUAUUCGUAUGUAAUCGUCCGAAAGCUAUUAAAAAUCAUCUACAAAAAUUACUCAGGUAUCGACCUUCAGUUGAAAAGUUUCCUAUAAUUGUGAGUCAAGACUGUGAUGAUGAGAAUGUAAAAGAAACUAUUAAAAAAUUUGGUACCGAUGUUAAUUAUAUUAAGCAUACCAGUAGCCAAAAGGCCCGAAUCACAGUCUUGCCAGGACAUCAACGAUUUGUAACAUAUUAUCGAAUAGCAAGACAUUAUAAACUUGGUUUAUCCUAUGUGUUUGAUAAACUGAAUUCUUCUACUGUUAUCAUUACAGAAGAUGAUUUGGAUAUAGCACCUGAUUUCUUCGAAUACUUUAGCGCUACACGUCAUUUAUUAGAUUUGGAUGAAACAUUGUAUUGUGUAUCUGCAUGGAAUGAUAAUGGUAAAUCAUAUUUAAUUGACAUGAAACAACGUGAACUAUUAUAUCGCAGUGAUUUCUUUCCUGGACUUGGAUGGAUGAUGACGAGGUCAAGAUUAUGUUCAGUUAUUGCUUAAUU